Molecule: messenger RNA, 1472 nt
Organism: Pteronotus mesoamericanus
Lineage: Eukaryota; Metazoa; Chordata; Mammalia; Chiroptera; Mormoopidae
Gene: KCNAB3
Product: potassium voltage-gated channel subfamily A regulatory beta subunit 3
Exons: 14
Coding region: 1-1215 (404 amino acids)
Biological process (GO): regulation of potassium ion transmembrane transport; potassium ion transport
Cellular component (GO): voltage-gated potassium channel complex; membrane; cytoplasm
Molecular function (GO): voltage-gated potassium channel activity; potassium channel regulator activity; transmembrane transporter binding
Source: RefSeq, a predicted model, not a curated record
AUGCAGGUGUCUAUCGCGUGUACUGAGCAGAACCUUCGCAGCCGGAGCAGUGAGGACCGUCUGUGUGGACCCCGGCCGGGCCCCGGGGGCGGUAAUGGUGGGCCGGUCGGCGGGGUGCAUGGGAAUCCUCCAGGAGGAGGAGGGCCGGGCCCCAAGGCCCGGGCCGCAGUGGUCCACCGACCCCUAGCGCCCGCUGGGGCCCUCCGAGAGAGCACCGGCCGAGGCACUGGCAUGAAAUACAGAAACCUAGGAAAGUCUGGUCUUCGGGUAUCCUGUCUCGGCCUAGGUACCUGGGUCACAUUUGGUUCUCAGAUCUCAGAUGAGACAGCAGAGGAUGUGCUGACAGUAGCCUACGAGCAUGGUAUAAACCUGUUUGACACCGCCGAAGUAUACGCAGCUGGAAAGGCUGAAAGAACUCUAGGCAACAUCCUCAAGAGCAAAGGUUGGAGGAGAUCAAGCUAUGUCAUCACCACCAAGAUUUUUUGGGGAGGACAGGCAGAGACUGAGCGAGGCUUGAGCCGCAAACACAUCAUAGAGGGCUUGCGAGGAUCUCUGGAACGUCUCCAGCUGGGAUAUGUGGACAUCGUCUUUGCUAAUCGCUCAGACCCCAACAGCCCCAUGGAGGAGAUUGUGCGAGCCAUGACCUAUGUCAUCAACCAGGGCCUGGCCCUAUACUGGGGGACAUCCCGAUGGGGGGCUGCAGAAAUCAUGGAGGCCUACGCCAUGGCCAGACAGUUCAAUCUGAUUCCUCCAGUGUGUGAACAAGCAGAGCACCACCUCUUUCAGAGAGAGAAGAUGGAGAUGCAGCUGCCAGAGCUCUACCACAAGAUUGGUGUCGGCUCAGUCACCUGGUCCCCGCUGGCCUGUGGCCUCAUCACUAGCAAGUACGAUGGGCGAGUCCCAGAUCCCUGCAGGGCCACCAUCAAGGGCUACCAGUGGCUCAAGGACAAAGUGCAGAGUGAGGAUGGCAAGAAGCAACAAGCCAAAGUCAUGGACCUUCUCCCCAUCGCUCACCAGCUGGGCUGCACUGUGGCACAGCUUGCUAUUGCGUGGUGUCUCCGCAGUGAGGGUGUCAGCUCCGUCUUGCUGGGGGUGUCCAGUGCAGAGCAGCUAAUAGAACAUCUGGGUGCCCUGCAGGUGCUGAGCCAGCUGACCCCGCAGACCGUUAUGGAGAUAGAUGGACUCCUGGGGAACAAACCACAUUCCAAGAAAUAAUCUGUCGGGGGCACAGGGACCCAAGUCCAGGACCGCUGCACCCCAACCCACCAGCCCGCCCUGAACUGCUUCCUCACACCCACCUCUUUCCUGCUCCAGAUCCCUCCAGCCAGAGCCAGAGUGGCCCCGCCCACCAACGAGUUCCAGCUUCAAUAGAUAAUCGAUAUGCAUGAACAAAGCCAUAUCCUUCUGCAGAGGGGUUGAGAGGAAAUGUAGUCCACUGCUCCCUGCUGCAUUCUCCUAGGCCUUGUUGCUAA